AUGAAAAAUUGUGUAAGAUAAGCAUUCAGAUCAAAUUCAACAUUAAGAGGAGCAUGGUCAUAAAAUUAUUUAUAAAGACCAGGAGAAGGACAAUUAAAAAAUGUGACUGUGCUUCCAGGGGAUGGAAUAGGUCCUGAAAUUACUAGUAUCUAUUUUUAAUAUCAAAAAAAGGAAGUGUUAUGUAAGUUUUUGAUGCAUUACAUGUACCUGUAAAAUUUGAUGUUUUGGACAAUUUUAAUUUUGAUAAUGAUGAAUAAAGAAAUUUAUUAAAAAAAAAUGAAUGCAUAUUAUUAGGAGUCAUGACUGAAAAAAAUUAAAAAUAUACAGAUAAUUACAGAUUUUAUAAAUAUUUAGAUUUAUAUGCCAAUAUUACAUUUGCAUUUUCAGUUGAAGGUAUCAAAUAGAGACAUAACAAUACAGAUAUUGUUGUUAUUAGAGAGAAUACAGAAGGUAUAAUUAAUAAUAUUAAAUUAAAUAGGAGAAUAUUCAGGAGUUGAACAUGAAGUUUAUCCUGGAGUAGUUGAAUCAAUUAAAGUUACAACUAAAUAAGCAUCUUUAAGAAUUGCUGAAUAUGCAUUUGAAUUUGCUCAUUUAAGUGGAAGAAAGAAGGUUACUGCAGUUCAUAAAGCAAAUAUAAUGAAAUUGGUUGAUGGAUUAUUUUUAUCUGCUCAUAGAGAAGUUGCUUAAAAAUAUCCUUUCAUUAAAUAUGAAGAAAUGAUUAUUGAUAAUUGUUGUAUGUAAUUGGUAAAGAAUCCUACUUAAUUUGAUGUUAUGGUUAUGCCUAAUUUAUAUGGAUCAAUUGUUUAAAAUGUAGUAGCAGGAAUUACAGGAGGAGUAGGAAUGGCUGCAGGUGCAUCAAUAGGUAAGGAUCAUGCUCUCUUUUCACAAGGAUGUAGACAUACAGGUAGAGAUAUAGCAGGUAUAUAUAUAUAUAAUUGAAAAUAAGGAAAAAAUAUUGUAAAUCCUUCAGCUUUGCUUGUGUCUUCUUCGUUAUUAUUAAGACACUUAGGAUUACCUAAUUUUGCUGAUUAAAUAUGUAGUGCUGUUUAAGAAACUAUAUAAGAGAGAAAAGUAAUUUUUAUUCUUAAUUAUUAGCUUAAAACUAAAGAUAUUGGUGGUAAAGCUAGUACUGAAUAAUUUACAAAAGAGGUUAUCAAAUGCUUAGGAAAAUGAUU
Messenger RNA from Paramecium pentaurelia, 1175 nucleotides. The record is from the annotation of a GenBank genome assembly. NCBI's taxonomy places the organism in Eukaryota, Ciliophora, Oligohymenophorea, Peniculida, Parameciidae.